Symbiodinium sp. CCMP2456 is the source of this 9540-nucleotide messenger RNA. The record is from the annotation of a GenBank genome assembly. Lineage: Eukaryota; Dinophyceae; Suessiales; Symbiodiniaceae.
AUGGUGCGGACCGAUGAAGCCCGAAGCACACCUCCGCGUGGCAGUGUGGAUCUUGCCCAUCUGGACGAGACUGUGGAACCGGUUGACUAUGCAAAGAUGCUGGAAGAAGCUGCAGAAGCUCCAAGUCUUCCACCGCUACCCGGAGGCAUCACACAGAGUGAGCAUGAAGUGCAGAUGGCGAACCUGGAGGUCCGCUUGCGUCAGCACUGUUUGGACCUCAUUGGCCCAACUGUUCGGAGAGCAGCUGCCUUCGAGCAUGACGUGACGCAGGUGCAGGACGACCUCCAGCUGAAGUCGGGACAGAUCUCCGAUCUAAUGCUCACCGCGAACAAGGUGGAGCAGCAGGUGGCCACCAUCGAAAACUUCAGAAUCGAGCUUGCAAAGUAUGAUUCCGAGCGGAAGCAAUGGCAAGCGACUGCGACCGACUCCCUGAGCUGCAUGAAGCAGGAGCCGCGGUGCAGUCACGAAGGCUGCGUGGUCUUGAAAGAAGCAUGCGCGACAUUCCACUCCAACAUGCCAUGGGCACUGCCUGCUUGUCUGAGAGCUCGCGGACUCCAGCCAGCUCUCUGCGGUGAGCAGGCCUUGUUGUCGGCUUGGAGGGCCGGGAAGGGGCCGCCCUCCAAGAGAGGGAACGAGGUUAUGGCCGGAAGUCGGCGGGGUCUGCUCGAGCUGCGCCCACUGGGUGCUUGUGCAGAGUUGGGCGACAAGAAGCGACUGGCCAUGUACCUUGAGAGAUGUGGUCUCAGCAUGUGGGCGCCUCUCACAAUCUUCACUCCGCAUGACAUGUCCAAAUAUGGCGAGUGCGACAGCUGCGUGCUAUGGUUCCUGAAGCAUGCUCGCAAAGAGCGGAACGAAGGAGUUUCUGUACACUUGGGGGCCAAAACCUGCCAAAGUGCGUGGCUAGCCGUCGCCCAAGAAGAGCAAGAUGACUAUGUCGCUCAGCGGGAAGUACCUGCAGUCCUACUGGAUGAGGAAGACCGGAAGCUAACAUUUCGGAUCUAUUUGCUAUUGGUGGCGCAACACGAAUCGUCCUCUGCCAUGGCGCUCGUGCGCCGAGAGUUCAUUUGCAGAUCACACCCGGCAGCAUAUGAUGCAGCCGAUCCGGAUUCUUCCCGACACGUGCACAGUACUCUUGAUGUCUUUAAAGAUGUUCAGGGGAGGAGCAGCAAAACGUUUUCUCAAUCUGCAGCGGUUUGGCCGGCGAUGUUGAGCAUGUUCAAGGCGGUUCUGGAACCUUUCCUGGAAACUUUUGCAGUCGCCAGCGAUGCAGGUUCUGUGAUGAGCUUCGAGCUUCUGGGAGCCGAUGUCCUCUUGGAUAAAGAAGGGCAGCCCUGGCUCCUGGAGGUGAACCAAGGGCCAGCCCUGCUUCCUGUCCGAGGCAAUCCAGCAGCAACUGCAGCUCGAGUCGCGGUUCUCGACGAUCUUCUCAAGGUCCUCGUGGAUCCGAUUCUGCGAUGCGGAUGCCUAGAGGAGGUGUGGAAAAAAGCUUCGAACUCCAAUGAGUGGGACUUUCUGGCAAGCUGGCCGAAGAGUGCAGAUUGUGAGAAGCAUGUUCGGGGCCCCAGCAACUCCACCGUGGUACUUUGGAGACUGAAGCUGAGCCUAUGCCAUGAAGAGCUGGAAUUGCUGGUGGACCUAGAUGUCUUCCGCUACGAGCUGGAGCGCAUGGACGCCUCCGUGCAGGGGACACAGCGCACGGUGGACCGCGUGGUCGGUGAACUAGGUCGCGUCCAGGAUGUAGGAGACUCGCUUCGGGCAGAUUUGGAGAAGCGGCUCUCGCAGCAGAGCAAGAUGUUGAAUGUCUUCAAAAUGGAGCUCGAGGUGAAGCUGGUAAGCCUUGAGAAUCGCUAUGACAAGCUGAGUGAUGACCUGUGGGGUGAAGAGACAGGACUAGCGAAGGUCAUGCAUGAUCUUUCCCACACGAACGAGGUGGUCACCAGCAUGAGCACCGAGUUUGCUUCCAUGAAGCACGACAAGGCGAGCAUUGCCCAGCUCCAGAUGGUCCAGGAGGAGGUUAACAACUUCACCCUGGAGACCAACAACAACGUCACCGCCCUGCAGCAGACUGUUGACAGGAUGAUGGCAGACAUGAAAGCCCACUUUCAGACAGCCACGAACACAGUGGCGGCGCACAAUGCUGCCAUGCUACAGGAGGUUCGGACAGCCUACCAAGAAGAGUUGCAUGAGGCGGCUCAGGUUCGCAAGAAGGUCGAUGAGUUCAUGCAGUCCGAGCGUGAGUAUCGUCGAACGUUAGAGGACAGCAUUUGCAAAUCCCAAGCUCAGACAGAAGACCUCGUGCGCCAGGUGACCUCAGAAGUCGAAGAGGUAGGCAAGCUUCGGCGCCGAGAUCGCAAUAGCCAAGAGGUUGAAAUCAAAGCCGUGGCCAAGUCGCUCGCGACUGUGCAAGAUUCCUCGCAGCAUGUUGCGCAGAGCCUGGAACACUUGAGCGCUGUGAUCUGGACGAUGGUGCAGUGCGAACGAGCGGCAUCAGCGUUGGACCUCCAGGAUGAUCAAGACAGAUCAAAAAUCGCGCUGAUGGGCUACAAGGAAGAGCAGUCGGAGAGGCCUCGAGGAUCGAAAUCCCGCAAGGGCCGAGCCUCUUCGCCCUCGGCAAGUGAGGCAGAUGGUCAGACCAUCAUCAACGUGGACGAGCGUUGUCUCAGCUGCUGCGGAAAAGCACAGACUGUUCUUUCAGGCUUCAAGAUGGCCUGCUUGCAGUACUCUCCAGCGCCAGUUGUCUUCUCGCGCAAGACCUACAACAGGUCUGACUUACUUGGCCUUCGGGAGAAGCUUCUGUCACAGGUGCACGAUGCACUACAGCAUGGGCCGGUGGAGUUUGACAAGGCCGAAAUCUUCGGAGCCACGGCGAACGCGACGAUAUCUUCAGGUGCGAUUGUGGACUCUCUGACAGGCAUGAGUCUCGGCGAUCUCGGCGAUCCGUCAAGUAAGACGAAUGCACCAAGGCGGUCUCGUACGGGACACUUGCUGUUGGAUCUGAGAGAGGACUGGAUGUCUCAAGCCUUUGAUUUGCUCCAGCCGCGAGCGGAGACCGUACUGAUGGCCCAGCCUGAGAAAACAGAGUCCGCCUUUAUGGUCACGGAUGGGUCUCGGUCUGAAGCUGAAGGCCCUAAGGAUGUGGAGGCCCAGAAGGUUGACAGUGGAGCAGAAGCCGUGCAAGUGUGCAACUUUGGUCAGCCUGCAGCAGGAGAUUGUAGAGUUUCAGGUAGUGAUCCCGCUCUUCUUGCGCAUGAGUGUCAACUUUCUGAUGCCGGGAAUGCCACGGCCCAAGCUUCGUCAGCCCCACCUGGGAUGAAGCCCUUCGCGAUCCUCGCGACUCUCCUAGCUGCUCAUGGCAACUUCCUUGGACGAGCGAAGCCCAAGGCCAGCAAGGAGAAAGCAAUGCCUCUCGACCCAUCUCGCACAGUGGAGGCCGAUCCUCGCGACCCGAGACUCAGCUAUGUCCCGCGGGUUGGCAAGCACGGACUGCGGCGCUCUCCGGGACCCCUUCCAGCGGAUACCCAGGAGGCAGUGGAUGGAAACCUACCGGACGUGGGCAUCGAGAACCUGCGGGACAAGGAGAUCGGCUGGGCUGCAGCCGAGAAGUCGGCAGAAAAAUACUUGGCGCAGGUUCGUCACCAGAGACAGUCAGCUGUGGCGAAGACCCGCGGUGCUGCGGCCAAAUCAACUCCUCGGCCGGUUUCUCAGAUGCCCACCGGAACAGCAGCCGAGGGAAGCCCGGGAAAAUCCUCAGCGUCAGACGAGUCCAGCCUGGUGGUCAUCGACAAGGAGGAUUUGGUGGCGCACCCGGGAGAGAACCACGUGAACUUCGAGAACCUCGCAGAGUCGAACGAACAGAACUUCGAGAACCUCACAGAGUCGAACGAACAGAACGUCGAGAACCUGGGGGUCUUUAGUGAUGAAGAGUUGCUCGAGACACUAGCCAGGUCCUUGUAUCAAGCCAAGAGCUUUAGCAUGGAAGCCAUGGAGGAGGUCACGUCGUUGAUGACACCCGUGCAUGCCAGGACAUCUAGGUCGUUCUCCAAGAUCAAGGGCAAGGACUCAGCAGUGGUUCACUUAGGCAUGUUCAGUCAUGGUGCGAUGAGUGGAGUCAUGAAUCAGACUUGGAGGUUCCCAUGGUUGACUAGAUACACAAAUGCGUGGCUCCGAAGCCAGACUAAGAUGGAGUCAGCAACAUGGACAUCUGUGGCUUUUUCAGUAAACACAGAGGCCCGACCACAUCGUGACCUUCACAACUUGGAGGGCAGUCUGAAUCACCUUGUGACGUUUGGGACCCAUGAAGGAGGAGAAGUUUGGCUUAGAGCCCCCCCCGAAAGCCAAGGGGAGCAGAACGUCCUUUGGAGAAGGAAAGGACCCCAUGGCCAGCUGAUGACCGGAGAGAUCCGGCCCACUUGGCAUGAAGUGGUGGCCUUUGAUCCAAAGAGUUGGCAUGCCACUAUGAGAUGGACUGGACGAAGGGUGGCGCUGGCCGCCUACACCACUCGACUGGUGACGAAGGCCCAACCGGAGACCUUGGAAGACCUCAGAACCUUUGGCUUCCCAUUGCCAAAGAAACCCAGCAGUAUGUCUGGGUUCUUCCAUCUGAGUGAGGAGCCUCCCCAGGAUGAAGUGAAGUUGGAGGACCACGAGAAGGAAGAGAUCCUGGCCGUCCUCAAUGAGUACAAGGAAGUGAUCCAUGAAGAUCCCGAGGAGAGAAAGGGCGGCUUCAAUCAAGUGGUGGAGCUCGGGUCCCCUGGAGACUCUCAGCUUCGGAUGAACCUGGAACGUGGAGGAGCUGUGGUGACCAGCGUAUCCUUCAAGGAGGGAUGUGACUUAUCAACCCAAGCCGGGACCGAGCGCACCAUUCGAUUCCUUGGAGAGUUGUUACCCGAGAGGCUAUCUCCAUUGGAUGCAAAGCGCUGUGGAUCCACCAUGGGAGUGAACGUCUGGAACGAUUCUCUGAAGUCAGAGAGUUUUGGAGGAGCUACCAAGAUCACCAUGGAGGUCAUGGUGACGCAGGCGGAGAAAGAGAUUUUGGAAACAAUGGAGAAGAAGGAGCUUGAGGCUAUGAUGGAGCGAGUUCACAAGAUUCAUUGUCGACUCGGGCAUCCGUCGAACCGCCUCCUGAUCCGCAAUCUUAAAGUGCGAGGCGCAGAUCCGAAGUUAAUUGCGGCGGCCUCACAACUCACUUGCGACCAAUGCCAAGAAGGCAAGCGAAAAGCCCGGAGACCCAUGGUUCAGACGGAGAAGUCAGAACGACUCUGGGAAGUUCUUCAAAUGGACCUUUGCCACCACCGCAUUGGCAAUCAGAUCCACCACUUCUUGGUGAUGCAAGAUGAGGCAUCGGGGUAUGCCGUGAUUCGGCGCAUCAAGGUGACGCCGGAGACUGAAGGAUGGAAUGCCUCAUCCGCCGAGAUCAAGGUGCUGGUGCAGGAGGCAUGGUUCCAGUACUUUGGACCUCCAUCCGUGAUCAAGCUCGACGCCGAGGGUGCUCUACGGGGUCAUCUGGUUACUGACUUGGCUGAGGAGCACGGGGCAGAACUACAAGUAUGCCCAGCUGAGCAUCAUGAGUUCUUAAGUGAAGUGGAACGUCUGAUUGGAGUGCUGAAGGUGAAGAUCGAAACCUUCUUGAGAGGCAACCCCGUGGAUCCCAAUCAAGCUGCUCUGGCCAUCAUCCAGGCACACAACACGCAUGCCAGAAUCCACGGAUUCAGCCCCCUUCAAUGGACAAUGGGGCGGGACUUUGAUGCCGGCGGAGCCUUAGUUCCCCGACCUGGUGAGCUGGCGGCACUAUCGGCAUCGGCGACCCCGGGAACAGAGGCCUUCCAGAAUCGGGAACUUCGUCUACAAGCAGCUAAGGCCUUUAUGGAGCAUCGGGAACGACAAUGGGCAUCCCGGGCAGCGAAUACAAGGCCUCACCCUUCAUCUGUAUAUCUCCCUGGAGAUCUGGUGUUCUAUCAGCGCCUACGACACCCAGCAGACAUGGUGUCUAAUCGGCUGGUGGACAGGCCGAGAAUGAGAACCUCCAGGUGGUUUGGACCGGCAAGGGUGCUAGCCGCCGAGACAAAAGGAGAACCUGGAGACCGAAAACCGUCCGCCCAUGUCUGGAUCAUUGCGUCUGGGAGGCUGAAGAAAGCUCAUGUGUCUCAGUUGAGACACGCAAGCGAGACGGAGAAGAUGAUUGCAGAAUCAUCUGAGACUGUAGUCUACCCGUGGACGCUGACGAGUCUCUCGGCAACGAUGAAUCGAGGAGCCUACGAGGACCUCACUGUUCCUCCUCUACCUCAUCACCGAGUUCUUCCGACCGGCGAUGAUCGAGCUCCUGGCGAAGAACCUCCCCCUGUCCCCGGAGAUCCUGAACUACUUCCGGAUACCGAAGUUGCUGGCGAUGGUCAUGGAGAGCCUUCAGAAGAGGAGCUCCUUCCUGACCGGAGGGUAGAGAAUCUGAAGCGAGCAGCCCCGGAGCCGAAUGUGGGAGACGAGGAGCUUCUUCGAGAUGAAGACGCGUUGGAUUUGGAUAGACUCCUCAACGACCCGGAUUACGUGCCCCUGGGUCCCAUACCUCCUGCUCCUCCUCACACCUCAAGACCCAGUUCUAGUUUUCAAGAGCAGCGAGCACAACAUGAACUACAAGACCGGCCUCUGCACGUCCUUCGUCAAGGCGAAGGUCAAACCUUCUGGGCUGCGCCGCAAGAGGAACGACUCUAUGCGGUUACCAUCCCGGCACCGGAGAAUGCAGCAGAGUGGAAGAAGAUGGUGAAGAACCCAUCUAAGUUCGUUGCGAAGACGAUGCAGAAGGGUGUGGAGGUAACCUGGGGUCGGCUGUCUGAUCGGCAGCGAGCGGCGAUGCAGGAGGCAAAGAGCUUGGAAGUUCAGCAAUGGCUGAAAACUAAGGUGGCCCGGAAGGUGAGUGAGCAUGUUGAUCCUCAAUCGCUCAUCGGAAUGAGAUGGGUGCUGACGUUCAAAGCAGCUGAACCAGAUGCCCAGGGACGAGAACAAGUCAAGGCGAAGGCGAGGAUUGUGGUGCUCGGCUACAGCGCACCGAGCUUGCUGGAGGAACCCACUACAUCCCCAACGAUGAGUCGGUUGAGCAGGCAGCUGAUCCUCAACAUGGCUUGCGCUAAGAAAUGGCCGAUUGGAUCAGGUGAUGUUAAAACAGCGUUCCUACAAGCCAGACCUGAGGAACGCACCCAGCGACUCCUCGCUCGACCUCUGCCGGAGCUUGCUGAAGCUUUGAAGCUGGGACCGCAUGAGGCUGUGGAGUUGGCGGGUUCAGCUUAUGGCUUAGCGCAGGCCCCACGAGAGUGGUUUGUUGAUAUUCAGAAGACGCUUCGCAGACUGGGAGCAAGGCAAUGCCGCACCGAUCCGUGUGUGUGGCGGAUCUUCGACUCGUCAGGUCGGGUGUGUGGGAUCAUAGGAUCCUAUGUGGACGAUUUUUUGUUCACUGGAGAUCCGAGCUCAGCAUCCUGGGCGCGCUUCCUGAAGUCCUUCGAGGAGGCCUACACCUGGUCUCCCUGGGAAUGGGAGAGCUUUGAUUUCUGCGGUUUGCGCCUCACUCAACAUGGUGACAGCUCUGUCACCAUUGACCACUCAGCCUUCUGCCGUGACCUGACUCAAAUGCCAGCAGUGUCAGGACCAUCCAGGCCGAUGACGGAUGGGGAACUCAGCCAGGCACGAGCUGUGCUGGGCAGUGUGCAAUGGAGGGUCACCCAAUCUGGACCCCAGCACGCCGCCAAGCUAGGCCACCUGCAAAGCCUUCUAGCCUCCAAAGACUCCGAGUGCAUCAACCAGAUCAACAAGUUGGUGCGAGAAGUGCAGAGCUCGCGCCAUCUGGGAACUCAUGUUCAGAACCUUGGCAACUGCGCAGCCGAGGACCUAGUGUUCACUGGCUGGAGCGAUGCCUCGCUUGCGAAUAGACCUGACCUUUCAAGCACAGGAGGAUUUCUUAUAGGACUGAUGACGCCAACAGAUGUGCUAGCAGGCCAUGGGCGGGUCAACAUGGUCUCAUGGAGGUCACAGAAGUUGCCAAGGGUAGCCCGCAGCUCCCUUGCGGCAGAGAGCCAGGCUCUCUCUUUGGCCGAGCAAGAGAUGAUGUGGUGUCGCCUUACUUGGAGAGAACUCCUCGGGGACGAGAUCGACUUGUCAAAGCCCUCCGAGUACACGAUCAAGACCAAGGCCUACCUCAUCAUUGACGCCCGCGGGGUCUAUGACGCUCUUCUGAAAGGCGCUGACUUUUCAUCCGGCUUCAACCUAAGAGACAAGUACUCGGCCCUUGACCUGAUGGGAGUGGCCGACCAACUGAAAGCUCAAGGCACCCUGUUGGAAUGGUGUGACAGCGACCACCAGCUUGCCGACGGACUUACCAAGAGCAGCAAGCAAGACUCGCUGAAGAAGUUCCUUACAACGGGUACCUGGCGACUGAGGAGCCGCUUCGUCAACUCCGAGCUGGACCUUGCUGCCUCACCACAGGCAGAGCUCGACGAUGGCAAGCCGCCAGUCCAAGCCUUGCGUUUGAUUCUUGCCGCAGCCGCUGCAGGUGGGAAGAAAAGGAAGUCCAAGAGACGCAGCAGCAGUGGCGGUUCUUCCCUUCACACGUUGCCGGUGCUUGCCACCUGCACAGCCUUCAGAGAGUCCAGGAGCGCCGCAGGUCGCUCCGCGCUCCUUGACCUCCAAAUCUCAGGACGAGCAACUGCAGGAAGCAGCGAGGCUCAUCGAGGUCAACGCUGGGUGCCAAGGCUCGACGCGAUCCCAAGCUGUCUCCGGGACAGUGGAUUCGAGCUCCCGCGUCUUCGGGUUGCAGUCUUCAAUGCGUUUAGCCGGGUCGCGCCACAUCCGGCAGCCAGUUGUUGCAAAGUUGCUUUGACGCAGACGCCAUGGUUCUUCAGCCAGGCCGUCUCGCGCUUUCUGCACAUCGGAUCGGCACGAAAGCAGCACGGGCAUGGGAAGUGGCUAAGCAUGUUCGCUCCUGUGCGGGUCGAGCUGCUGCAGGUGGAGGACAUUUGGGAAGGACGGCUGCGCAGGUCGACCGGGCCGUACAGCCCUGGAUUCGAUGUUCUCCUGGUGCCGGGUGGGUCAGCCAAGGCAGACUGGCGAACGUUGGGAUCAGAUGGUCGCGAGGCCAUACAUCGUUUCGUGCAGAGCGGUGGGGGCUACUGCGGCAUCUGCGCUGGCGCCUUCCUUGCUCAUCGCCUCAGGCUACUGGAUGCGCUGAAGAAGACCGCACACGAAGGGAAGGAAAGGACGCUGAGCGAAGGAGAAUCAGGUGACGAGCUCGACGAGCCACAAGUAGCUCCACACGUUCCACAAGCGAAGGCGAGCCGCGAUCCGUUUAUGGUAAAUGUGCACUUUACCAAGAGAGGCAAGAGGCUAUUGUGGACCGAAGGUUCGGGGCCUCCAAGUGGCGAAGACGAGCUGCACAACGGGACUGUUCGUAUGCGCUACCACAACGGGCCUUUGCUGAGAGUCCUAAAGGCGUCUCCGGCGGAAGCGCUAUGCAGCAUGACGAGCGACGGCACAGCAGCCUUGCCACGCAGACUGCAAUAG